Periophthalmus magnuspinnatus is the source of this 2631-nucleotide messenger RNA. RefSeq names its product matrix metallopeptidase-21. The transcript has 18 exons. Gene Ontology annotation, molecular function: zinc ion binding; metalloendopeptidase activity; uroporphyrinogen-III synthase activity. Lineage: Eukaryota; Metazoa; Chordata; Actinopteri; Gobiiformes; Gobiidae. Gene Ontology annotation, biological process: proteolysis; uroporphyrinogen III biosynthetic process. Gene Ontology annotation, cellular component: extracellular matrix. The coding region runs from base 67 to 2631 and encodes 854 amino acids. The record is from RefSeq and is a predicted model, not a curated record.
GCUAAACCCAUCCAUGAAGUCAGCUGUAGGAUGCGUUUGAGGUAGUUCAUUGAAGGCUUCGUGGAGAUGAAUGUCCUGCUUCUCAAAGAGCCAAGGGAUGGAGAAUCAGGGCCAGAUCCCUACAUAAAGGAGCUGGCGGCACAUGGACUCAAAGCUACGCUCAUCCCAGUGCUCUCCUUUAAAUUUGUCUCACUAAACACACUUUCAGAUAAGAUUUUCCAGCCUGAAAAACAUGGCGGUCUGAUCUUCACCAGCCCCAGAGCAGUGGAGGCCGUGAGGAUGUGCGUGGACGAGAGGAAACAAGAAUGGGAGGCCUCUGUGAAGGAAAAGUGGAACUCCAAGUCUGUUUAUGUCGUUGGAAAAGCAACAGCUGCUUUAGUUGAAAAUCUGGGCUUGAAUCCUCUGGGAGAAGACACCGGAACAGCAGACGUCCUCUCAAAACUCAUCAUUGAAAGGGAAGACAAAAACAUCCCUCCUUUGUUUUUUCCAUGUGGUUCGAUCAAGAGAGAGGUCCUGCCCACAGCUUUGAAAGAAAACGGAGUCCCUCUGGAGACUCUAACAGUUUAUCAAACAGCUGAACAUCCAGAUCUGGAGAAAAACCUCAGGAAUUAUUUCACUGAGCAGGGCGUUCCUGCGAGUGUGGCGUUCUUCAGUCCCUCUGGAGUGAAGUUCUGUCUGGAGGUGGUGCGGAGGUUAUCAGGAGACCAGCUCGCCCACAUCAAAUUCGCCGCGAUCGGUCCGACCACAGAGGAGGCGAUGAGAGCGGAGGGUCUCACUGUGAACGCUGUGGCUGUGAAACCUACAGCGGAGCAUCUGAGCGCCGCCAUCCACAGAGUACUGCACAUUAGUUCAGAUGCUGAGAGACUUUUCCAUCAGAGGGAUCACUCGGAUCUGCAGAGUUUAAACCAGCACCAAGCCCAGCCAAUCACAGACCCCCACACUGCAGAGCUGUUCCUGUCCAAAUAUGGGUUCCUGAAGCCGGUGAACUGGGAGGAGUUCCUCCACGAAGAACCAGAUGAACCAGACUUUUCAUUUUUAGAGUUUAGCGAGUUAAACAUCGAGGAGGGCUUCGCUACGCCGCGCUCACGAGACGCUAACCUCCAAAACGACCAAAAACUACACGACCCACAAUUCAUCACUGCGCUCAGAGACUUCCAGAGGCUGUCCGGACUUCCCGUGACCGGAGUUUUUGAUGAAGCAACGAAAAAGGCGAUGAACCAGCCCAGAUGUGGAGUACCGGACAUAGAAGCUGAGAUCGCUGACCCAAGUCCCAACAACACGACGGACAAAAACAUGGACCAAACCAGUUCUGAAGUGACAGAAACUGGUCGAAACCCUGCAGUUCGUCGGAGGAAGCGCCAUCUUGCGACUGCGGUGUCCAAACGGCGUCGCAGCGGGAGAGACGUGGGCGUGGGUUACAUGGCGUUUUCGAAGACAGUCCUAAGAUGGCGGCUGAUCGGCGAGGGCUACAGCAGUCAGCUCUCGGUGGAGGAGCAGAGGUACGUGUUCAGACUCGCCUUCAGGAUGUGGAGCGAAGUCUGCCCCCUGGAGUUCAUCGAGGACACUGCAUCGCCGCUGGAGGAGGUCGACAUCCGGCUCGGGUUCGGGACGGGACGACACUUGGGCUGUAAGCAGCGUUUCGACGGCUCGGGCAGAGAGUUCGCUCACGCCUGGUUUUUAGGAGACAUCCAUUUUGACGACGACGAACAUUUCACUGGACCCAACGCGGGAAAAGGCAUCAGUCUGCUCAAGGUGGCGGUGCACGAGAUCGGCCAUGUUCUCGGGCUCCCUCACAUCCACAGACCCGGCUCCAUCAUGCAGCCCAGUUACCUGCCUCACGAGUCCAGCUUCGAGGUCGACUGGAUGGACCGUAAAGCCAUCCAGGACCUGUACGGUGGCUGUAGGGGGCGCUUCAACACGGUGUUUGACUGGAUCCGCCGAGAGAGGACGUCCUUCGGGGAGGUGGUCAUCAGGUUCAACACGUACUUCAUGAGGCAGGGCUGGUACUGGCUCUACGAGAACCGCAACAACAGAACGAGGUACGGGGACCCGGUGUCUCUGCAGAGCGGCUGGAGGGGGCUGCCUCUGGGCGGGGUCGACGCCUUCGUGCACGUGUGGAGCCGCACCAGCGACCACGUGUACUUCUUUAAAGGUUCUCAGUUCUGGAGGUACGACUCAGACCAGGACCAGGUCUUCAGGAGAGACCCAGAGGGAGUGACGUACCCCAGGCUCAUCUCAGAGGGGUUCCCCGGGGUCCCGUCCCCCAUCGACACGGCCGUGUUCGACCGCAGGGACGGGAACAUUUACUUCUUCAAGGGGGCGCUGGUGUAUCCGUUCAGUGUGGACUCCCGUCGCGUUGCCCGUGGUUACCCCAGACCCCUGCGCUCCGUGUUUCCUCCUCUCGACCCUCGGGACCACCCCGAGUCUCACCUGGACGCGGCGUACUUCUCCUACUCCCAUAAUGCACUGUUCCUGUUCAAAGACACCUCCUUCUGGCAGGUGGCGAGCGUCAGGGAGCGGAGGAGACGCCCGCACCUCCCGAAGAACUCGCUCCUGCCCCAGAGACAGAUCCACGAGCAGUGGUUUGACAUCUGCAACGUGCACCCCACCUCCCUCAAACUCAACCCCUGA